UAAAAAUUAUAUUUUAUAAUAACAUAUUUAUUUUAAAAUUAUAUUAGUAAUAAUUUAUUGCUUAUUUAUACCUAUCAUAGGUAAAAGCUCUCCGUGCUAGUUUUUAUAACAUAAUUAAUGGUGUUUUAGUAUUUGCGGCAGGUCGGCAGUCUGUAGUGUUGAUAACACAUUUAUCUGCCGUACUACUACAGUGCCUGAUGCUUGCCUUCUUGGAGCCUUGUUGAACUUACUUCUAAMUUACAACUGUCCUUCACGUUUUGAGAAGUCACAAUUUUUCUGCAGUCUGCACGUAUUUUAAGAGUACGAUUUAUCACUUUUGGAGAAGCUAUGGAUUUCGAUAGCCCGGACGUCGAAAAAGAUUUCCCAGGYUUAUAUGCGUCCACAGAAAUCGGACACAAAGACUCWGACGGUAAACGCAAAGAAAAAAAAGACCGUGGUUAUGCAGCGCUUGAAGGUGAAAGUUCUCCGGAAGAAGAGCCUGAUGCAAAAAGUCCUUMAAAAAUAAAAAAGAUAAAACCAUUUAAAUUUCCUACAAAAAAAGAAAAGCAUGAGAAACUUAAAGAUAAAGAUUCUAAAGACAUGCCUAAGGAAAAGAAAAAAGAUGGAGAAAAGGACAAAAAGAAAGAUAAACCCAAAAGUAAAAUAAAAGAAAAAAAGAAACAAAAARGAUCUGAUGGAAAAGAUGCUGUUGACAUAGGUUCUUUAUACGAAGAUCAACCUGUUUUUGGAGUUCCAUUGGAAAUAUCAUUUGAUCGAAAUCCUUGCCAUGACGAUAUACACUUACCAUUAGUUCUGAGAAAUUGUAUCGACUAUGUACAAAUGCAUGGUUUGUGUACUGAUGGUGUAUAUAAAGUACCUGGAGUGAAGUCUAAAGUACAAAGUCUUAAAAUUCAGUACAAUAGACGGCAAUCUGUCAAUUUAACUGAUUAUGAUUUAGCAGUUGUCACGAGUCUAUUGAAACAAUAUUUAAGAGAACUUCCUGAUCCUAUAUUGACAUCAAAUUUACUAUCAAAAUUUGAAGAUGCUGCUGAAACACAAAAUAUUGAAUUAGCAAAGUUGUUAAUUUCAGAACUUCCACUAUGCAAUAAACAUACACUCACAUGGUUAAUAGUUCAUUUUACCAGUAUCAUAGAAAAUGAAAAAUAUACUAAAAUGAACACUACAAACUUUGGUUGUGUUCUCUGUCCUGUUCUUCAAAUGUCCCAAAAAUUAUUUUCAUUCCUUAUUACAAAAAAAAAUGACUUGUUUCCUUAUGCUGUUUUACACAAAUAUAUACCACCGUUAAGAUGUGCAAGUCCUUAUUUACCAUCUGGUAAAGAAGAAAUGACAGUUGAAUUAAAAAAACAAGAGUCACUCCUUGGAUAUAUACAUCGUGAAAUGAAUGCUGGUUUUGUGUGUAAGACUAAGGAAGAAGAGUUAUGGGAUGUACAAAGAAUCAUUACACAACUAAAAAGAAAACUUAAGGUAUUAGAAAAGGACAUUCACAAAGUUUCAAAAGAAAAAAUCAAAAUAGAAGACCAGAUAAAUGGAAAGUUUGAAGAAGUUGGAACUCAGACAGUACUAAACAGAAAAAACUCAAACAACAGUAUAUUAGGCAAAGCUGAAGUAGUGUCUAUAACAAGUGAUACUGUUAACAUAUCAAACUGUGAGAGUUCAUUAGUUGAUGAAGAGAUACAAACAACAACUUCAGAAAGCGAUAAUGAAGAAUUAGUCUUACAGUAUGAAUCUGAAGAAUUAAUGUCACUCAUUGCAAACUUAAAAGAUUCUAUAGUUCAAGAAAAAUGUGAAAUUGAUCGAUUGCAUACAAAGUUGGCAUCUGUUGGAAAAAUUGUCAAUGCUAGAGAAUAUUUUAUGUAUCCAAUUGACGAAACAAAAGUUGCUAACAAUGCAUUGUUAAAUGAAUAUAAAAUGCUACAAUUCCAGAAAAUGAACUUAUUUAAAAGUAUAGAAGAAGAACGAGAAGCCAUAAUUGACCUAAAAAUACAAAUAAAACUAGCAAAACGUAAACAUAUUCCAGCGAUGUAAAAUACAGUAUUUAAAUGUCAAAACAUAUUCUUAGUUACCCAAAUAUGAUGGAUUUAUUUUUUCACAAUGACUAAAACUUUUGACUGUUGUUUUGCAUAUUUAAAUUGUUUAAACAUAUUAAAAUUGUUUUCAUUGUUAAUUAUUUUUUUUUUUUAAU
This is a messenger RNA of Diuraphis noxia (Russian wheat aphid), 2182 nucleotides long. It is a transcript of the gene Rlip, whose product is annotated as Ral interacting protein. Gene Ontology annotation, molecular function: GTPase activator activity; small GTPase binding. Gene Ontology annotation, biological process: small GTPase-mediated signal transduction. The record is from RefSeq and is a predicted model, not a curated record. NCBI's taxonomy places the organism in Eukaryota, Metazoa, Arthropoda, Insecta, Hemiptera, Aphididae.